AUUGAACCCCCUUCCUGUCCUUAUCCUCUUUGUCCUGUCCUUCACAUUCAUCCGCACUCCUCCUGCUCCUCCUCAUUCAUUCCAUUCCGUUUCUUCUUGGCACAUUUCCCUCCUCCAUUUCAUCCAUCGCUGAUCCCUGUCUCCACAAGACUGAGUAGUCUCCGCUAUGAACCUCGCCCGUCCACGUGGCGCCCAUUACGAGAUUCUGGCUGCAGACGACGACCAGGAUUAUAACGAGUUGCAGUCCGUCCUCACCUCAGACCAACUUGACCAGCAGCUGCAAGCUUCUGCACAAACCUCCUCGUCUUUGCUCCAAAAGAGACCUUCGCCUUCGCACUACCUCGGUGUUACCGACAACUCCUACGACGAUGACAACGACAACUUCGACGACGACGACUGGGGCCACUACUCGUCCUCCUCCGAUAAUGAAAAGCCGUACCUCCGUACCAACCCUCGCUCGAGUCGCAUGCCUGACUCACCCAAUGCGCUCUUCCCUGACCAGCCCAAGCUGACACGCUGCAACCGUGUCUUUCUAAGCAUCUUUGCCAUAUUUAUUGUCGUCUGGGUCUCUUUUGCACUCUAUCUCGGCAUUGGUCGACUAGUCAAGCUGUCGCAGGAGGGUAUGGCCAACAUGCAGCCGUCCUUUCAGUUUGAGGAUAUGUUCAAUCAGUCUUUUGCCCCGAAGUACCAAAGCCUUGCUUGGAUGCCAUAUGGUGACGAUGGCGUGUACUCUCGCAUUAAUGCCGCCGGUGACAUUAUCUUGACCAAUGUUGAUGGUUCUGAACCCAAGGUCUUCCUUCCGGGUGCCAAUGUCACCGAUGCUCGUGGAAAACGAAUUCCCUUCUUCUCUUUCUUCGUCUCUCCCGAUGAGAAGUAUGUUCUGCUUGGCACCGACCGUCGCAAGCAAUGGCGCCACUCCUUCAAUGCCAGCUACUACAUUUACAGCAUGGAAAAUUACCAACUUACACCACUUUUGGAAUCGGCAGGCGAACCAGGAGUAGAGCAUGUCGCAUGGAGUCCUGUGGGCCACAGUUUGGCCUACGUUCAGAACAACAAUUUGUAUAUAUAUCAGGAUUUGGUCCACCGCCAUCAGAUUACCUUUGACGGCGCUGUCAGCAUUUUCAACGGCAUUACUGAUUGGGUUUACGAAGAGGAGGUAUAUGCGUCGCCUUCGGCAUUAUGGUGGUCGCCAGAUGGAACUGCAAUUGCGUUCCUGCGCUUUGACGAGACUGAAGUCCCCGAGUUCCACUACUCCCUCUACAUGGACAACCAGAUCAACGCGCCAGCUUAUCCCCGGGAUGUUGUGAUGAAGUAUCCAAAGGUCGGGUUUCCCAAUCCUAUUGUGAAUCUUCACAUGUAUAACCUGAAGUCUGCCCUCGUACCCACCACGGCACAUCCGCUAGAGCCCAUUGUCCUGGACGGAAUCUUCGAGCCCAAGGACAGAAUUAUUGCUGAGGUCAAGUGGGCGACAGAGGGCUCAGACGCGCUCCUGGUGAAGGUCCAGAAUAGGGUGCAAAACCACGAAAAGCUCGUCCUUGUGAACCCAACCACGCUGACAGGCAAGGUGGUCCGUGAAUGGAACGCCGGCAUAGAAGAUGGUGGCUGGAUCGAUAUGCAGCAGAGCAUUCGCUACGUGGCCCCGUCCAAGUCUGUACCUGAAGGAGGAUAUCUUGACAUUGUCAACAACAAUGGAUACAAUCACAUUGCGCUCUACACACCCAUUGACAAUCCCGCACCGAAGUGGCUCACCUCUGGAGAGUGGGAAGUCCAGUCAAUUGCAGCUGUCAAUGGAAAGGAGGGUCUGGUGUACUACAUUUCGACCGAGAAGUCUAGCCUUGAGCGUCAUUUGUACAGCGUUACCUUGGACUCGGCAGAUCGGAAGUCACUGACUGACGUGACCCUGCCUGGCUACUAUACAGCCUCGUUCUCGACCGGUGCAGGAUACUACCUCCUGUCUUAUCGGGGGCCUGACGUACCAUGGCAAAAAGUCAAGAAGUCAGUUGACGAAAAAUUUAUUAGCGAUGUGGAGGACAAUGCCGUCCUCCGUGCUCUCCUGAACGCGACCCAGGUUCCUACCAGACGUUGGUCGACCGUGAAUCUGAAUGGCAGAGAAUGUAACUACAUGGAGUUUUUGCCUCCUGGAUUUUCGCCCGAACAAAAACAUCCUGUUUUGUUCCAAGUCUAUGGAGGUCCGGGUUCGCAGCUGGUUGAUACCCAAUUCCAGUUGGGGUUCAGCGCUGUCAUGUCCACUAUCGAGCGGCUCAAGUAUGUCGUGGUGGUCGUCGAUGGUCGUGGCACGGGGUAUCGCGGUCGCGAUUUCAGAAUCAGCGUCGUCAACCAACUCGGCAAAUUUGAAGUCGAGGACCAGAUCGCUGCUGGCAAGCAUUGGCAGACUCUAUCUUACGUUGAUCCAGACCGAGUUGCUAUCUGGGGCUGGUCGUAUGGAGGGUUCAUGGCCGCCAAGAUCACGGAAGCGAACAGCGGGGUCUUCAGAGCGGCCAUGUCUGUAGCUCCAGUGACGGACUUCCGCUUCUAUGAUUCUGUCUACACCGAGAGAUAUAUGAACCUGCCUACGACCAACCUGGACGGCUACGAGACGACUGCAGUGACCAAUAUGACCGGCUUUGAGAACUCGGACUUCCUCCUAGUGCAUGGCACUGGUGAUGAUAACGUUCAUGUCCAGAACGCGUUCGUACUCAUUGACCGUCUUACACUGGCAGGCAACCACCGAUACAAAUCGCAUUUCUUCACAGAUAGCGACCACGGCAUUCGGGCCCACAACGCCAACCACGAGAUCUACUGGUUGCUCGCAGAGAAUCUCUGGGAGACCAUGGGCGGGUUCGUAUCACCCGCUCAUCACCAUUAGACGUACACAAUAAUUUGCAGGCCCAAUAAAAUAACUCUGACGGUCAGCGGUGACUGGUUCAAUACGAUAAUGCUGUGGUGUAAACGAAGUUCAGCA
Molecule: messenger RNA, 2962 nt
Organism: Gamsiella multidivaricata
Lineage: Eukaryota; Fungi; Mortierellomycota; Mortierellomycetes; Mortierellales; Mortierellaceae
Product: dipeptidyl peptidase IV N-terminal region-domain-containing protein
Exons: 11
Coding region: 167-2866 (899 amino acids)
Biological process (GO): proteolysis
Molecular function (GO): dipeptidyl-peptidase activity; serine-type endopeptidase activity
Source: RefSeq, a predicted model, not a curated record